UGCCGUUCCACUCGCUACAGAAAUCCCUUUUGCUAAUCGCGCGCCAAAUAACGGAUACAAACCCCGAAGUAAAAUCCAAAGAGGCGGCAAAUAAAUGAAUGAACCGUCUCCUAAACUCCGGCGACUGUGGCUUUUACGGCCGCCUCCUCCACCACUUGACCGAACGCUGUCUCCCUCUUCAAGCCAAGCAGCUCCACGCUCGCCUCAUCCUCUCCUCGAUUACUCCCGGUAACUACCUAGCUUCCAAAUUAAUCGCUCUCUACUCAAAAACUAACCACCUAACCUAUGCCCGUCACGUGUUCGAUCUAAUUCCCCAGAAGAACACCUUCUCUUAUAAUGCCAUGAUCGUAGCUUACUCCCUCCACAGCCUCCAUUUACAAGCACUCAACCUUUUCUCCUCGUUAACCUCUUCCCUGAGUGCCUCUCCGGACAAUGUAUCCGUUACCUGUCUGUUAAAGUCACUGUCCAGUCAUUCUAUGUUAAGUGAUGUUAAUUUGGGUAAGGAGGUUCAUGCUUAUGCUCUUACACGUGGGUUUCAUGCUGAUGUCUUCGUGGAGAAUGCUUUGAUCACUUUUUAUUCGAAAUGUGAUGAUUUGGUUUUAGCUAGGAAGGUGUUUGAUGGAAUGAUUAACAGAGAUGUGGUCUCUUGGAAUUCCAUGAUUUCUGGGUAUUCUCAGGGGGGGCUUUAUGAAGACUGUAAAAUCUUGUAUAGGGAAAUGGUUGAUUUUUCGGGUUUUACGCCUAAUGGGGUUACUUUCCUUAGUGUUUUGCAAGCGUGUGGGCAUAGUCAAGACCUUGUUUUUGGAAUAGAAGUUCAUAAAUUUAUGGUUGAUAAUGAGAUGGAAAUGGAUGUUUCUGUUUGUAAUGCUUUGAUUGCAGUGUACUCCAAAUGUGGGAGUUUGGAAUAUGCCAAAGAAUUGUUUCACGAGAUGAGCGAAAAGGAUGAAGUUACUUAUGGUGCUAUCAUAUCCGGCUUCAUGCUUCAUGGUUAUGUAGAUCAAAGUUUGGAGCUUUUUAGAGGAUCAAAGACUCAAGUGCUAAGCACAUGGAAUGCUGUGAUUUCGGGUUUGGUACAAAACAACAGGCAUGACGGGGUUUUAGAUUUGGUUAGAGAAAUGCAGGGUCUUGGCUUUAGGCCUAAUGCUGUGACGCUUUCAUCUAUACUUCCUACAUUGGCGUAUUUCUCAAGUUUGAAAGGAGGGAAGGAAAUACAUUCUUAUGCUUUGAAAAAUGGUUAUGACAGGAAUAUCUAUGUUGCCACUGCAAUCAUUGACAUGUAUGCAAAAUCUGGAUAUUUUUGUGGGGCACAAAGAGUAUUUGAUCAAUCGAAGGAUAGAAGUGUGGUUAUCUGGACCGCAAUAAUAUCAGCAAAUGCUUUCCAUGGGGAUGCUAAUUUGGCUCUCCGUCUUUUUUAUGAGAUGUUGAACAGUGGGAUCAAGCCAGAUCCAGUCACAUUCAUUGCAGUGCUGACAGCUUGUGCUCAUUGUGGAAUGGUGGAUAAAGCUUGCGAGAUAUUUGAUGCCAUGUUGAACAAAUACGGCGUUCAACCCUUGGCCGAGCAUUAUGCUUGUGUGGUUGGCGCUCUGAGCAAGGCAGGGAGGGUGUAUGAAGCUAAACAGUUUGUCUCUAAAAUGCCAUUUGAACCAACUGCAAAAGUUUGGGGUGCGCUGCUCCAUGGAGCUUCUAUUUCGGGAGACGUUGAGCUUAGCAAGUUGAUAUGUGAUCAUUUAUUUAAAAUAGAACCUGAAAAUACUGGGAAUUAUGUAAUAAUGGCUAAUUUAUAUUCCCAGGCAGGGAGAUGGAAAGAAGCUGAUGAGAUCAGAGAAAGGAUGAUCAAAGAUGGAUUACAGAAGCUCCCAGGCAGUAGCUGGAUAGAAACUAAAGAAGGACUGAGGAGCUUUAUUGCAACAGACACAUCUAGAGAAAAUGCUGAAGAGAUAUAUGUCUUGUUGGAAGAGUUGCUUGGGUUGAUGAGAGGUGAGGGGAAGAUUUUGCAUGACAAGGUUGAUGAGGAGAGUGUUUAUGGCUAGAAGAAUCACAAAAAGGCCCUGGCAGUUCAAUGUUCUUGAUGCCGCAAGUUGCAACUUUUAUUUCUCCAAAGAAGAUUGCAUUAUGAUCAGAUACUGAUCAAUAUUCGGGUCAUACCACAAAGUAAUUGGCAUUACAUUGAAUAGAAGUGAGCUAUACAAUGUGGAACACCUUCUUCCAUAUGAUAAAAUACUUUGGUUUGGCUGCUAUCAAGGGUAAAGCAUUAUCAGGUUUUCCCAUAUGAAGCUUACGGAACCCUCACACGGGAAUUGGAGAACGGCAAUUUAUUCUCAUUUAUUAUGCAAAUUUGCACUAUAUUUUAUUGGAGAUAAAAGCGGUGGAUGCAAUAGUCAAGAACUCAAGGGUGAUAAUAUGCUGUGGUAACUGGGCAGGGGCAAAGCUAACUUUUUACACGGUCGAUUGCUAACUUUCAUGAUUUUUGUUUGUUUUCUGAUCAUCAAUAAUGGAAUUGGAGGAGACAAAGAGAAAGGAGUCAAAGAUGGGUGAAUUAUUAUUA
Molecule: messenger RNA, 2545 nt
Organism: Mercurialis annua (annual mercury)
Lineage: Eukaryota; Viridiplantae; Streptophyta; Magnoliopsida; Malpighiales; Euphorbiaceae
Product: pentatricopeptide repeat-containing protein At2g37310
Exons: 2
Coding region: 99-2030 (643 amino acids)
Biological process (GO): RNA modification
Molecular function (GO): protein binding; RNA binding
Source: RefSeq, a predicted model, not a curated record